Eublepharis macularius is the source of this 2238-nucleotide messenger RNA. It is a transcript of the gene CREG1, whose product is annotated as cellular repressor of E1A stimulated genes 1. The record is from RefSeq and is a predicted model, not a curated record. Lineage: Eukaryota; Metazoa; Chordata; Lepidosauria; Squamata; Eublepharidae. The coding region runs from base 31 to 597 and encodes 188 amino acids. The transcript is spliced from 4 exons.
GGGCGGCCGGGCAGACGCAGGCUGAGAGCGAUGUGGCGGCUGUGGGUGCUGCUGCUGGCGGCGGGGGCCCUGCGAGUCCCACCCGGCAAGGAGACGGCGCGGAUGGCGCGCUUCGUGGUACACGCCUGCGACUGGGGCGCGCUGGCCACCAUCUCCACGCAGGAGCCGCCGGUGCGGGGCCAGCCCUUCGCCAACGUCUUCUCCAUCAGCGACGGAGAGGUGUCCAACGGCACCGGGGUGCCCUACAUGUACCUGACCGCGCUGGAUAUCUCGGUGAAGGACCUGCUGGUCAAUGGAAAUGCCUCCUUAACACUGUCCCUGGCACAGACUUCCUAUUGCAAGGAUAAGGGCUAUGAUCCUCAGGAUCCCCUGUGUGCUCAUGUGAUCUUCAAUGGAGUAGUUGAGAAGGUGACUGGAGCAGAAGCAGACUUUGCAAAGAUGGCGCUGUUCAGUAGACAUCCUGAAAUGAAUGACUGGCCUGUUGAUCACCACUGGUUCUUUGCCAAACUCAGCAUUUCCAACAUCUGGGUCCUGAGCCAUUUUGGGGGAAUUGAAACUGUGACCCCUAAAGACUAUUUUAAUGCCACCCCUUGGUGAGGAAGACUUGUGGAUGAAUGGAGUAUCUGCUCAACAGCUUAGCGUUUUGCAACCAGAAACACAAACUCUGGUGCAGUGGAGAUAAUUCUAUGGAAUGCCUUAAUUGUACAGUCUUUUCAAGUCCCUGAUGGCAUUGUUUAUAACAUGCACAGUUUAUGCAACUAAGCUGUUCCAAUCUAGGAUCUGCACACUGAGAGAAUCCAAUUUUGUGCACAAAGUAUUUAGAGCAGUACAAUGUGCAUAAUUUAUUUUGCUUUCACUUUAACCAACUUAUGUGAAAAAUGUCAGGGCCUUUCCCCACUUUGGAAGCAAAAACAAAGAAAAAUAUUAAAGGGAAUGGACGAGAAAUCAGAAAAAAUCAAAUUUAAUGUGAAUUUUCAACAUUGUGGUCUUUAUCCAUGGAUAUAUUAUUGUGCUGCAAUCCUAAGAACACUUUUCUGGUUGUAAGCUCCAUUGAACAGAUCUGAGUAGGAUUUGGAGAAGACCUAUUUAGGUUUGCUUUCUGCCUGUAACAGUAAAUGGUGCCUCUGUUGGGUGGAAAUCUCUGUAUAUGCAUGAACCAAACAGAUGUAAAGCAGAGCGUGAAUUUAGUCUAAUCAUUUGCACAAAUGGAUUAUUUGUGUUGUCACAAUUGGCCAGUCCUACCAUCUAUUAGGGGAUGUGCCCUCAGCCUUGAUCCAUUUUGUGUGUGCGCAUACUCUCUGCCAGAAAGACAAUCUGCAUUUGGAAACUAGACAUUGCAGGGCAGUACUAUUUCUAUGUGUGUAAACCUAGAACUGUCCCAAUCACAUGGGAAAGGGAGGGGAUGUUAAAGCUUUUUAGCAGCAAAAAGGCCAUGUAGAUGAGUGGAACUGAAUUCACUUCCUGCCCUUUGCUUGCCUUCCCAUGCCCCUUUUCUCCAGCACAUCUAGCCUAGUCAAGCUCAACUGGUAUCUGAGCUUGGCUGAAGAGAAAAGCAGGGAGUUGAGCUGUAGGGAAGGUUCCAUGUUCCCUUGUGCAUUUUUUUGAUGUUGUAAACAAACUAUCCACACCCCUUCAUGAUUUGAGUAAAUUCUAUGUUUACCAACGCCUACUCUCAUGAGUGUUGGUUUGAUCCAACGUGAAAAAUACCUGCUGAACUGGGUGCGUCUUUGCCCCUUGGUAAUCACUCAUGUCUGUAACCUCUGUAGACCAACUUUGAAUUUGCCUGGUGUCGAUUCCAUAUUGGCGAGUAGUUUUAACAUCUGAAUUGUCCUUAAGUCUGACCUUCCUCUAUGUUCUGAAGAGAAGACUAUGUGGUGGUGGUGUAAAAGAUGACAAAUGAGGAGUACUUGGCCGAGUGUGGUCUGUCAAUGCUGGCCAGAUUUGCCCUCAUGUAGCGACUGAAGUGGUCUACAAAACACUGUUAUGAGGGAAUUAAACAUUAGUGCCAAUUGGCUGCAAUGCAGGUGACUCUCUGCACCAUGACUGCAGCAGUCUCCAUGAGGUGAUCUUCAACAGCAAAUCACCCUGGUGUGGAAGCAGCCCUUUAGUAGAAAGUGAGCAGUAUUUUGUCUUCACUACAUCACACUUCCCUAAAGCAAAUACCAAAGCAAAUGAACUCUUGCAAGCAGCAUCAUUUUGGAGUGGACUGAACAAUAAAUCAUGUAAUAUAAAUCUUGA